This is a messenger RNA of Cantharellus anzutake, 315 nucleotides long. Its product is annotated as putative Rpc11-DNA-directed RNA polymerase III subunit C11. The transcript has 4 exons. Gene Ontology annotation, molecular function: nucleic acid binding; DNA-directed RNA polymerase activity; zinc ion binding. Gene Ontology annotation, cellular component: RNA polymerase III complex. The record is from RefSeq and is a predicted model, not a curated record. Lineage: Eukaryota; Fungi; Basidiomycota; Agaricomycetes; Cantharellales; Hydnaceae. Gene Ontology annotation, biological process: termination of RNA polymerase III transcription; DNA-templated transcription. The coding region runs from base 1 to 315 and encodes 104 amino acids.
AUGCUUUUCUGUCCGACAUGCGCAAACAUGCUCAUAAUAUCCAUCGACGGAGGGAGCACGAACCAUUGGGCGUGUCAAACUUGCCCUUAUAAAUUUCCAAUAAAGAACCGAAUGAGCAGUCGCUCGAAACUGAAACGGAAAGCUGUUGACGAUGUUCUCGGGACGGCAGAAUUUGGCACAGAUGAAACAGAUGCUGUUUGCCCUAAGUGUGAGAACGAUCGUGCAUUCUUCAAACAGAUCCAGAUUCGUUCUGCGGAUGAGCCUAUGACUCGGUGCACGAAUAGCGCAUGUGGAAAUGUUUGGAAAGAAGACUGA